Fulvia fulva is the source of this 672-nucleotide messenger RNA. RefSeq lists its product as uncharacterized. The coding region runs from base 1 to 672 and encodes 223 amino acids. The transcript is spliced from 2 exons. NCBI's taxonomy places the organism in Eukaryota, Fungi, Ascomycota, Dothideomycetes, Mycosphaerellales, Mycosphaerellaceae. The record is from RefSeq and is a predicted model, not a curated record.
AUGCCUCGCGCACUGAAUCGCCGCAACCGCAGUGUACACUUAGCGGUCAUACUUAUCCUGGCGGCCAUCGUCUAUGGUUUCUUGGUCUACCACCCCGAGUCUGACAGAGAUGCCGAGAACUUCAGCACCCAGGACCUUCAGAUCAAGCAUCACUUGACAACACCUACGCCGAUUGUCCAGUCUAUCGAGUCGCUGCAGCCAUCCCACAAAGCCAUUCGUACCAAGCACGCGCAUGAACUGCAGCCGAUCGAGACGCCAUCCCCUGUCGUGUCCGUCCCAGACCAGAAGUACUCGAACCAGACCGUCGUGCCUUCCUCCGACAGAACCUGUGCGCGACCCUACAGAGUCAAACAAGGUGACAGUAUCAGCUUCAUCACCCACACUCAAAACGUCGCCACCGUGGAUCUCCUCGCCGAGAAUGGACUGCGCUUCCCGUUCGAGAGCACACUGGCUCCAGGGAGCAUCAUCUGUUUGCCCAACACCUGUCACAUUGUGCACAUUGUAGGUGCCGACAAGUGUUACCUAUUCGCUCCUACAGGCAUCGUGCAGCCCGAGAUACUUGCCUGGAAUCCUCAUGCUGCCAAGGGGCUCGAGUCUGGACCUCUUUGCUUUGACCUUGGACCGAGCGGAGAGGUGGCUUUCUGUAUGUCUAAGCCAGGCAAGGUUGAAUGA